Molecule: messenger RNA, 1395 nt
Organism: Penicillium malachiteum
Lineage: Eukaryota; Fungi; Ascomycota; Eurotiomycetes; Eurotiales; Aspergillaceae
Product: phosphatidyl synthase
Exons: 1
Coding region: 1-1395 (464 amino acids)
Biological process (GO): glycerophospholipid biosynthetic process
Cellular component (GO): mitochondrion
Source: RefSeq, a predicted model, not a curated record
AUGGCUGGUCGCCCGACAUUUUCUCGGACCAACUCCAAUGCUCUUCCCAUCCCAAGCAGUGAUGGCGUCAAUACCAUUGAGAUCCCUUCAAGCCGCAGUGCCAUCAGUGAUGCUGCGGCUCUCAUGCACAAUCUUAGCCUGUCGCCUUCCAUGAAGGAGCGAAGGAGUUCACGCAACUCCUUUGGCACUUCCCUUCCUAUUCCUCGCUCACCGCGGCAUUCUCGCUUGGGCUCGCAAAGGACAGGACGUCCUGAGGUUUCGAGGGACAUUCUAGCCUCGCAAGUCCAGGAUAUGUCCAAAGAGAAGGUUGAGGCUGCUAAGAACAUGGCUUUUGCUUUUGACAUCGACGGUGUGCUGGCACAUGGUCCUGAACCAAUUGAAGAAGCCAAGGCGGCUCUCAAGAUCUUAAACGGUGAAAACGAAUUGGGAAUCAAGAUUCCUUACAUCCUUCUGACCAACGGCGGUGGUAAGACUGAGGUAGCUCGCUGUGCACAGCUCUCAGAAAUGCUAGAGGCUCCUAUCUCGACUGAGCAAUUCAUUCAGUCUCAUACACCUAUGCAAGCCUUGUCCGAAUACUAUGAGACCGUGCUGGUAUGCGGUGGUGAAGGAUACAAAGUGCGCGAAGUCGCUGAGACUUAUGGCUUCAAGCAUGUUGUUCACCCGAAAGACAUCCUUGCUUGGGAUCCAACCGUUUCUCCAUGGCGCACUUUCUCCGAAGCAGACCGAAAGGAUGCUAAGCCCCGGGAUUUCUCCAAGAUGAAGUUCGAUGCCAUCUUGGUCUUUGCUGACUCCUACGAUUACGCUACUGAUUUCCAGAUCAUUCUGGAUCUCCUGCUUUCUGAAGAUGGCAAGCUCCUUACACGCGCCAAGGACCCUCUUGCUACUCGUAUCCCUAUCUAUUUCUCUCAGGGCGACUUGGUCUUCCCAACCAACCAUAAGGGUCCCCCACGUCUCACUCAGGGUGCCUUCCGUAUCGCUAUCGAAGCCCAGUACAAGGCUAUGACAGGCUGCGAAUUGGAGCGUGUUGUGUAUGGUAAGCCCGAGCGCGCUACCUACACUUAUGCCGACGAAGUCCUCAAACAUUGGAUGGAGGAGAUCCACAAUGAGAACCGCCUGCCGAAGAACGUCUACAUGGUCGGUGACAACCCUCAGUCUGAUAUCAUCGGUGGUAACAUGUAUGGCUGGAACACAUGUCUAGUCCGCACUGGUGUGUUUCAAGGCAAGGAGGGCGAGAACGAUGUCAACAACCCUGCCAGCUUUGGUGUCUUUGAAACUGUUCUGGACGCAGUGAAGGCUGCCAUGCGUAAGGAGCUUGGUCACGACUUCCAGUUGAAAUGGAACCCCAAGGUCAACCCUGUUCUGCACGGCGAUGAGUCCAGCGCUGCUGUUGAUUAA